AUGAAUAAAACCCUCUUGCUCGACGGGCAAUAUUAGGAUGCGGCUACUAAUAGCUCAUACACAUCAAAGAAGAAGCUUCUUCAGAAUGCUGCAGCUUUCUCUGUGGGAGUAGCAUUAACUUACGCUUUGAUCACACAGCCUUCUACAUCAGGCUUAGAUGCAGUCGAUAGUUCUUAAUCACUCUGGUUGGUGGAGCCCAAGAAUAAGUAUGAGUGGAACUAGACAACCUCUCUUGAUUGGAGCUAGACUAGUCACUUCGUUAAUGUUGCAACCUCUCCUUUUGGAGAUCUUUAUGGAAUCCAACAAUAUGGAGUAGAUCAAAACACCUAUCAAUCCGCCUACAGAUUCAACUUUGUCAACGGAGAUUGGGCCACCUUCGACAAGGACUUGCAAAUAAAGGACAUCAAGUUUGACAAGAUUGGAAACUUCUAUAUCCUUGAUACUGAGAACAAUCUUUAUGCACAGAAUUCAAAGACAUCUAUCAUCCUUAAGAACAUCUAAGACUUUGAAGUCACUACAUCAAACUAGAUAUAUGCGAUCUCAACCAACGUUAAAGAAUCUAACUCUUAAUAAUUACUUAACACUUGGAUCUCUGGAGAGGGCUUCCAGUAUAAACUCUUAUCUCCCUCAUUGUUCUCUAAGCUUGCCUUGAAAGAUGAGAUCCCCAUCUACGUUGAUACUAAUGGAGUCACUGUUGGAUAUGGAUAUCAAUGCGUAAAUGAUAUCACCGUCGGUGUCGAUGGCAGUGUCUGGGCUCUAAGUUGCACUCAAGAUAUUGAAUCAGACAACUUCCAACUCAUUAAGUGGGAUCCCUUCACACUCUAAUGGUAUGAUGUCAGAGAUACCUUUGGAGUUAAGAUCGCCGCAUACAAUGAAAUUUCCGUCUCAGUUUUAGAUUCCUUUGGAAGAAUCAGAUUCUCCUCAGAGAAGAAGAGAUACACUGAUGUCAAGUAUUACAAGCAAACAAAGAGUACUACACUCUUCGCUGACUCAAAGAUCCUUAACAGCACCAGCUUGGAAUUCGUUCAGAGCCUUCUAGUCAAGAAAUACUCAAUCUCAGUUCUAUGCUACAGAGCAAGCGUGGCUGGAUUCACAACUUAAAACUUCCAUACAGGCUGUGAUUACAAAGGACCAACUUUGACAAUUAUUAGGGGAUCUACUGGUAAGAUUGCAGGAGGCUAUACAAGCUAAGCCUGGAAGAGCGCUGCUAACUAUAUUGUAGACAAGGAAGCCUUCUUAUUCUAGGCUGACACCUAAGUCGUAAUCCCAGUAGUCACAGGAGGAUCAAACGCUAUUUAUGAUAACGUGAAUUACGGACCUACAUUUGGAGGUGGUCACGAUCUCUAUGUUGCUGCUGGUUCAAAUGCCAACCAAAACAGCUACACAAAUCUAGGAAAUAACUACAAGCUUCCUAGCACUGUUCCAGCAGGUACUGACCCCAAGACUUAUCUUCUUGGAGCUUACAACUUCAUCACCUCUGACAUAGAAGUGUAUUACCUUAUUUGA
This is a messenger RNA of Stylonychia lemnae, 1506 nucleotides long. The record is from the annotation of a GenBank genome assembly. NCBI's taxonomy places the organism in Eukaryota, Ciliophora, Spirotrichea, Sporadotrichida, Oxytrichidae.